AUGCCCCAGUCUGCAAUCUCGACAGACCAAACCGCGACACAGUCUGCUGAAACCUACGCAUCUUCGUCGGCCACGAAGGUAUCCCCAGCACCUUGCCUAGACUCAAAACUGCCACCAAGUGCCUCAUUCCUCGGUAAAACGGGAGGGCAAAUCUUCCACGACAUGAUGGUUCACCACGGCGUCAAACACAUUUUUGGCUACCCCGGCGGUGCGAUCCUUCCAGUCUUCGAUGCGAUUUACAAAUCCAAGAACUUCGACUUUAUUUUGCCACGCCACGAACAAGGAGCAGGUCAUAUGGCGCAGGGAUACUCCCGAGUUACAGGAAAACCCGGCGUUGUUCUGGUUACAUCCGGGCCGGGAGCCACAAAUCUCAUCACUCCCAUGAUGGAUGCAUUGGCAGAUGGCACACCGAUGGUUGUAUUUUGCGGGCAGGUCAAAACCGGGUUGAUUGGAUUGGAUGCUUUCCAGGAGGCAGACGUUUUGUCUAUGUCCCGACCAUGCACGAAAUGGAACAUUAGCGUUCGAAGCCCGGCCGAACUACCAAAACGGAUUAACGAGGCUUUUGAAAUUGCGACAAGUGGACGGCCAGGCCCGGUGUUGGUGGAGCUACCGCAGGAUGUCACGGCCGGAAGACUACGUGAGAAUAUCCCUCUUUCACCGGUCUUGCCACGGCACCUGGGGACGGCAAGGACAGCCAUAAACCAACUCAAACAAGAUGAGUUGAUGCGUGCGAUUAGUGAAGUCGCAAGAUUGGUCAACGUGGCGAGGAGGCCUGUACUAUACGUCGGUCAAGGUAUCCUUGCAACACCUGAUGGGCCGCGACUUCUGAAAGAACUUGCCGACAAGGCAAGUAUACCUGUGACUACCAGUCUCCAGGGUCUUGGAGCCUUCGAUGAAGAAGAUCCAAAAGCAUUGCAUAUGUUAGGACUUCAUGGGUCCGGAUAUGCUAAUAUGGCAAUCCAAAGAGCCGAUUUGAUUAUUGCCUUGGGAUCAAGAUUUGAUGAUCGAGUGACCGGAAAUAUCGCCAAGUUCGCACCAGAAGCCAAAUUGGCAGCUGAACAGGGCCGCGGCGGAAUCGUCCAUUUUGAUAUCUCACCGAAGAACAUCAACAAAGUUGUGGAAGCCACAGUUCCCGUGGUGGGUGACUGUGCGGCAAAUCUACAGCUUCUCCUUCCACACAUUCAAUCGGCGGAACGGCCAGAGUGGCUAUCACAAAUACAAGAAUGGAAGGCAAAAUAUCCAUUUCAGGCAUACAACCGUAGCGGCCGAAAUGACCAGAUCUUGCCGCAGAGGUUUAUUGAACGACUUUGCCAAGCAGUGAGCCCUGUCAAAGAUCGAACGAUUAUUACCACUGGCGUCGGACAGCAUCAAAUGUGGGCAGCUCAACACUUCCGCUGGAAAUAUCCCCGGACAAUGAUCACCUCCGGGGGACUGGGUACAAUGGGCUAUGGACUCCCUGCCGCGAUAGGGGCCAAGGUUGCCCGGCCUGACGCCCUGGUAAUUGACAUUGACGGCGAUGCAUCUUUCAACAUGACUCUGAAUGAGCUACAAACCGCAAGCCAAUUCAAUAUUGGUGUCAAGGUGGUUCUGCUCAACAAUGAAGAGCAGGGCAUGGUCACACAUCUCCAAACUGUGUAUUAUGACAACCGCUUUUGCCAUAGUCAUAACCAGAAUCCUGAUUUCGUCGAAGCUGCUCGGGCAAUGGGGGUACAAGCAGAGGCUUGUUCGGAAGUUGGCGAGGUGGAGGAGAAGCUGAAGUGGUUGUUGGAAAGUGAUGGCCCUGCCCUCUUGGAAGUCAAGGUAGCCCAAAAGGCUUUGUCGCUACCCAUGGUUCGAUCAGGAAGCGCUCUUGAUGAUUUCCAGUUCUAUAGCGACUGA
This is a messenger RNA of Penicillium cataractarum, 1878 nucleotides long. RefSeq lists its product as uncharacterized. Gene Ontology annotation, biological process: L-valine biosynthetic process. Bases 1 to 1878 code for a protein of 625 amino acids. The record is from RefSeq and is a predicted model, not a curated record. Gene Ontology annotation, molecular function: flavin adenine dinucleotide binding; thiamine pyrophosphate binding; acetolactate synthase activity. The transcript has 4 exons. Lineage: Eukaryota; Fungi; Ascomycota; Eurotiomycetes; Eurotiales; Aspergillaceae. Gene Ontology annotation, cellular component: acetolactate synthase complex; mitochondrion.